Messenger RNA from Melitaea cinxia (Glanville fritillary), 1526 nucleotides. It is a transcript of the gene dmpd, whose product is annotated as F-box only protein 28. Gene Ontology annotation, biological process: positive regulation of DNA-templated transcription. The transcript is spliced from 7 exons. Gene Ontology annotation, cellular component: nucleus. NCBI's taxonomy places the organism in Eukaryota, Metazoa, Arthropoda, Insecta, Lepidoptera, Nymphalidae. Gene Ontology annotation, molecular function: protein binding; transcription coactivator activity. The record is from RefSeq and is a predicted model, not a curated record. Bases 1 to 1449 code for a protein of 482 amino acids.
AUGGUGUCGACGAGACAGAUGAGUAGUAUCGGAGGCGGUAACGGGAGUACCGAUGGCCCUGGCCCAUCUCACGCAGAGCCAGUAACCGUGGCGCGAGUAACACGCCAUUCCAGUGCCUUACUCCCUGGGGGCUCCUCGCCGCACAGUGCUUCCAACAAAAAUAUAGUCCCGGCACCUAAAACAAAUUCUACUACUUUGCUCGAUUUACCUAUAGAAAUUUUAGAAAAGAUAUUUCGGUAUUUGGGAUUCAAAAGUGUCUCCCAUCUUAGAAUGGUUAAUCGCCAAUUCAAUACUGUUUGUAGUAGUAUUCUGAAUUCAACAUUUCAACGGCUACAAAAUCAAAUGCUACAUCGAUUCCAAGCAAUCAAAGCUAAAAUGCCUCGUAGAGAGUCAGCUAGGCGAAGUCAUCCGCUGGCAUGUGAAUCAGAUAUUAUAGAAACUUUACACAUGAGAUUAAGCUUAUUGCAAAUGACAUUUGGCAAACACAUUGAAAGGAAACACUGUUGUUUUUUUCCUGGAGAGAUCCUUGAUGAGGUUUACAGUAUCUUAUCUUACUUGAAAACAGCAACAAAAUUAGCAAGACCUUAUAAAGUAACAGAUGAGCUUUUCGAUUUAACCACAAUGGCAAUGGAGUAUUUUAAGGAGCAUAUUGAACCUAACUUGCCUGAAAUUACAUAUUUUGGCACAGAUUUCUUUGACAUUACAACUGCUUUUUCACCGGGUGAGAGCAGUAAAUCGUAUAUAUGCCUGGACUCUCCGCCGCCCAGCGGUUUCGAGUCUUCGUCGCAGCAGGCGGCGUCUACGUCAGAGCGACGCGUGUCCUCUCUCAACAUGUACAUGGAAGAGAGCCUGCCGCCCUCCCCGCCGCCGCCGCAGAGCAACAUGGUCCUGAGGAAACGGAUACACCGUAUUAAACAGGGCAUGAAGAAGUACAACGACCAGUUAUCGGCAUUAAGGAGUGAUCUUCGGAGUUGUAAACGUAAGACAGCUCUUCAACAAAAACAAAUUGCCGAGCAACAAAAACAGAUUGCAGAGCAACAGAAACAAACUUUAGAGUAUGCUAAUCGGUUAGAUGACUACGACAAAAAGAAUGAGGAGACAAGCCGCAAGUUUCAAACUUUAUUACAAGAGCUAAACAAAUGUAAGACAGAGCUUCAGUACUGGCGCUCUCGGUCACCGGCUGUACCUCCACUAUGCGCCGAGUGCGGCGCCUCGCUCCGUCUCUCUCCGGCGCUGGCGCAGUGGGCCGCGGGCGCGAGCGCGGAGGCGGGUGCGGAGGCGGCGGCGGGCUGCAGCGGCGAGCCCGUGGACACGCCCACCGACACGCCCACCGACAAGCCGGAGCCCGGCGCCGCGCACACGCCGCCCGCGCGCCGCCGCGCCUCCGCCGACGCGCCCAGCACGCCCGACCGCAAGCGGCGCCGCCUCACGCGCCCGCGCAAGCUCUGAGGGGCGACCCGCUCGCUGUUUCACUUUGUAGGUAAACUGUUGCUGUUGAUUCGAAUAAAAAGUAUUCGACGAAUUGA